Messenger RNA from Talaromyces rugulosus, 936 nucleotides. RefSeq lists its product as uncharacterized. The transcript has 4 exons. The record is from RefSeq and is a predicted model, not a curated record. Lineage: Eukaryota; Fungi; Ascomycota; Eurotiomycetes; Eurotiales; Trichocomaceae. Bases 1 to 936 code for a protein of 311 amino acids.
AUGUCAGGAGGAAUCGCUACCCAUGAGGUGGCCCGAAUUGUUAAAAAGCGGAAUAGGGCAGAAGAUGGGGUUUCGCAGAGGGUUAGGAGGACUAGAAACGAUGAGGAUUUUCCAAUGACUGAGACGACCACAAACGACAAUGUCACUCCAUUAGGAGGGGAAUUCGACAAAGAACAAGUUUCCAAAAGGGUCCGAGCGAAUCUUCAGAAGGCGGAGAACUGGACUGUCCAACAUCCUUCAAGUGAGCUGGUACCUCUUGACAAAAUUGACAUUGAAAGCCUGCUAGGCCAUUUGAUCUCAAAGGUUGACGAAAAGUUUGAUCAUUACAACAAACUUUUCGAAAGCCUUGGUCAAGAUCAAAUAAAGAGGCUUAUGCGGUUUUAUUUGUUUGAUGGCGUGAAAAAAUUAUGCCAAGAAGGGAAUGUACAUCUAGAAAGACUUGUGGAGACAACUCAGUCAAAAAAUGUCGGGGUUUACUUGCUGGAGAUGUGGAUGUGUAAUGUUUUCCAAACUGUUCCUUGGAAAGAUCUUGAGGAGUAUACUCCCCUAGGCAGUCGUAUCGCCUGGGCAGGCCAACACCUCAAUGUUGCAUUGCCAUUUUGGCAAUCGUUCAGAGAUAACGAGGGUUCUGAACUUUGGAAAGAACAAGCUAUGGGAGUUACUAAGGAGGGCUUUCGAGAGUUUCUUUUAUCUGCAGACCCUCAGAUUCGAGCUUGGGCUGAGAGUAUGAGAAACUCGUUCCAUGCCAUACGAACUUCGCCAGACCCAAAUCAUCGACAAUACGAUAAGGAGGCGAUGCAAAAGUUCCACGAAAUUGGAGUCACUGUAUACCAUAAGCAGGCGAUAGCCUCUUAUCGGAGAGUUCUUCUAGGGGGCAAAGACUGUCAAGUGAAGAUUAACGGAGGACAUGUUCUUUCACUAUUUCCCGGAAACUAG